UGCAACUUAACAAUCUUUUCACAGCAAGGGGUGCCAAGCCCAAGCGGCGCGACCUAGAGCUAUAUUUGUCCUGUGUUAUAAUUUAGCAGCUGACUGACGGCUAAGAUCGCAAAAGUCAUUUGUAUCCGAUCUUAAUCUCAGAUCGAGCCAGGAACAUCAAUAUCGAGAAGUAUAGGUACUGACGGCACCUAACCUACCUACAUCGAAGGCUUGAACAUUAUUUCAAAGACCAGUUUCUUCAACGCAUGGCGAUGGGAGUCAAUCGCGAUAACCGUAUCGUACUGACCGCCCCACCCGCACUGACCACACCUCACUAGCAGAGAACUUGGGACUCUCCAUCUGCCAAAAAUUUCCACCUUAGCCUCCAGCCUCAUCCAAACCGCCGAAAAGCCAACUGGAAAAAUGCCGUCUACGCAUAAUAAGGAGAAGUCGUGGGACACCGACGACAUUGACAAAUGGAAAAUCGAAGAAUUCACACCUGCUGAUAAUGCUGGAGGCACAUUUGCUGAAGAGUCCUCCUUCGCGACUCUGUUCCCCAAAUACCGAGAGGUCUACCUGAGAGAGGUGUGGCCGCUGGUUACUCGGGCUCUCCAAAAACAUGGCAUUGCCUGCACCCUAGAUCUCGUCGAGGGUCAGAUGACGGUCAAGACGACGAGAAAGACUUUCGACCCCGCCGCUAUUCUCAAGGCCCGCGACCUCAUCAAGCUCCUCGCAAGAAGCGUCCCAGCACCACAAGCCCUCAAAAUCCUCGAAGACGGCGUUGCAUGCGACAUCGUCAAGAUUCGGAAUCUCGUGGGGAAUAAGGAGCGGUUUGUCAAGCGCCGGCAGCGUAUCCUGGGCCCCGGCGGAAGCACCCUGAAGGCCCUGGAACUCCUGACCCAGACAUACAUACUCGUCCAUGGAAACACAGUGUCGGUCAUGGGACCGUAUAAGGGCCUCAAGGAGGUGAGGAGGGUGGUCGAGGACACAAUGGCGAACGUCCAUCCCAUCUACCUCAUCAAGGAACUGAUGAUCAAGAGGGAGCUCGCCAAGGACCCCAACCUGGCCAACGAGAGUUGGGACAGGUACCUGCCCAACUUCAAGAAGAGGAGUCUGAGCAAGAGACGGGUACCGCACAAGGUCGAGGAUAAGAGCAAGAAGAACUACACCCCCUUCCCACCUGCGCCGGAAAAGAGCAAGGUCGACCUGCAGAUUGAGAGUGGAGAGUAUUUCCUGGCGAAGGAAGCCAAGCAAAGGGCGGUCCAGGCAGAGAGGGCGGACAAGGCGAAACAAAAGAAGGAGGAGAAGAUGCGAGAGCGGGAACUUGAGUUUGUGCCGCCCGAGGAACCAGGCGCAAAGCCGAAGAAGAAGAAGCGGAAGGUAUCGCACGAGUGAAGCCAUCGGCUGGCUGGAGAUGCGGAAUGAGGGAACUUCCUCCCAAGUGUUACGU
Messenger RNA from Phialemonium atrogriseum, 1429 nucleotides. RefSeq lists its product as uncharacterized. The coding region runs from base 403 to 1374 and encodes 323 amino acids. The record is from RefSeq and is a predicted model, not a curated record. Gene Ontology annotation, cellular component: nucleolus; small-subunit processome. Gene Ontology annotation, molecular function: RNA binding. The transcript is spliced from 2 exons. Lineage: Eukaryota; Fungi; Ascomycota; Sordariomycetes; Cephalothecales; Cephalothecaceae.